Ceutorhynchus assimilis (cabbage seed weevil) is the source of this 1408-nucleotide messenger RNA. Lineage: Eukaryota; Metazoa; Arthropoda; Insecta; Coleoptera; Curculionidae. The record is from the annotation of a GenBank genome assembly.
AAAACCUUCUCUUCCAUUGGCAUCAUGGUCAGUCAGUGUUAGAGACCGACACAACCAACAUGUUAGCUCUUAAAUCUCUAAUUCUGAUCGCGUUUCUAGCCUACGAGGCUUCAUGUUUGGCCAACCUUGAAGAAGUUUUUGCUUGGAAAGAAUUGUCUUUUGCUUGGCCCAACGAAGAAACCAAAAAUGCCGCUAUCAAAAACGGCGAAUAUGUACCGGCACAUAAUCUGCCCUUGGGAUUGGAUAGGUGGAAAAAUAAAUUGUUUGUCACUGUACCCAGGUGGAAAAGUGGUGUAGCAGCUUCACUCGGUUACGUUUCUCUCGACGAACCUAUCAACAAAACCGCCUCAGUUAUCCCAUAUCCUAAUUGGGAAGCUAAUACUUUGCCUAAGGGAGAUGCGAAACUAGAGGGAGAUAACCAUAUUGUAUCAGUAUUUAGGGUUGCAGUGGAUUCGUGUGAUCGUCUAUGGGUUUUAGACACUGGCUUAGCUGAUAUUUUAGGAGAUCCAAAGGUUCUUGGAUCACCAGCAAUUCUCAUCUAUGAUUUGAACACCGACCAACUUCUUAAACGGUAUAACUUGAAACAUGAAGACCUGAAGCAAGAUUCUUUCUUUGCCAACAUUAUUAUAGAUGUAGAUAAAAACAAAUGCGAGGAAGCUUUCGCAUACAUUCCCGAUCUGGGUGGAUAUGGUAUUGUAGUCUAUUCCCUCAAAGACGAUGAUUCUUGGAGAUUCAAACACAACUAUUUCCAUUUCGACCCUCUUCAUGGAGACUUUAACGUUGGUGGUGUUAAUUUCCAAUGGACCGAUGGAGUUUUUGGUCUGGCGUUAGGAACUCCAGAUCAGCAAGGAUUCCGCACAGUCUUCUUCCAUCCUUUGGCCAGCUUGAAUGAGUUUUCAGUGAACUCUGCUGUUCUGAGAAACAAGACUUUAACUAGCGACCCUCAUAUUUAUUAUGAGUUUAAGUUGGAGGGAUUUAAAGGAGACAAAUCCCAAACAUCAGCUUCAGUGUUUGAUCAAAAAUCCAAUACGUUGUUUCUCACGCAAUUGAAUAAAGACGGUAUAGCUUGUUGGAAUCCAAAGAAGGCCCUGGAACCAGAAAAUGUUGCUUUGUUUGUGAGUGAUAAAGAAAAACUUAUUUUCACCAACGAUAUAAAGAUUGAUUCUGAUAGAAACUUGUGGAUACUUUCGGAUAAAAUGCCCCAGUUUAUCUACCACGAACUUGACGGCAAUCAAGUAAAUUAUCGAAUUUUGAAAGUUAAAGUGGAUGAUGCUAUCGCAGGAACAACAUGUGUUGGUUAAAUUAUAAAAUUAUGUUAAUAUUUAUCAAUCUUGUAUAGGUAAUAGCAGGUUGUAAAAGAACCCAGCUUUUGAAAUAAACAAAUUUGAGAAAUUAUAUUUAUUUAUUA